AUGUUACAGUCCUCAAAAAGAACAUCCGCAGCUUCAAAGAAGAAAGGAAAGCUUAGCAAGGCUGAAAAACUGAGACUGAAGAGAGAAGAGGAGGAGAAGCGGCAGCGGGAGGAAGAGGAAGCUCGAUUGCUGGCUGAACAGUUAGAGGCUGAACGACGUGAAAAAGAACGUCAAGAGAAAGAGGAGAGAGAGAGACUCGAGGCCAAGCAACUGGAACACCGCCAUGAAGAAUUGGAAGAACAUAGGGCGCUGCUCGACAACAAACUGGAAGAAGCGACAAGAUGGAAGAACAAGCUUCAGAUUCAAGCAAAGUGGGACAGAUACAUGCGUUGUGACGGAAGCCCUGACCCAACCAUUCCUAAAGAAAUAAACACUUUUAUAAGCUUGUGGGCGAAGGAACAAAGCCAGGAUUUCCAGACCGUGCUGAAUAAAAGCAACCUAGUACUGGAGCUAAUUAGAGAGCUCGAGUUCCUCCUUGUAGACGCUCCUUCUGAUACUAUCACAGAGAUCGACGUAUUGCGAUAUCAGCAAACCAUCCGAGAGCUGCAGGAACUUCUUCAUCAGAAAUUCAACAAUGCCACCGAGCGUCUGUUAAAGAACGCCACCGUGCUGUCAGACAUCGAUACCGGAAACAUGCAGAAAGUCAUCAAAAAUGAAAAUGUUACACUGUGUAUAUGGGCCAAUCUCAACAAGAACCCAAGAUUUAAAGGAUAUCGAUUCGAGAAAGAAGCCAUUGGAUUUGAUUUACCGAAACCUCUAGCUGUGUGUAGUAUAGCCGUACGAAUCCUCCAUACACUCUAUGACCACCUCUCAUGCCAAAGUCCAACUUUCCAUCCAUGGAUGAAAGAAACAGAGGAGGUCCUGGCUCCUACAGAUGAAUUGGAGAAUGUUUUGGGUGACUCUAUGCAAAUUAUGGAGGAACAUAAACCGUCGGGCAGUGUAAUUACAGCUAAUGAAGAGACAAAGUCUGAGGGGAGAAAGAGUGUCCUGAGCACGGUUUCCUUCAAAGAAGAACCCAAAUCGGUGAACGAAUCCCUAGACAAGACAGAACUGGAGACCGAACAAAGGGCCAACAGCCAGCUGGGGACAACGACUGAAGGUCAUUUGCCCCCUUCUUUACUGAACGACAAGCAGAACGAUUUACUGGAAGAUGAUGUGGUGGAUCUGCGCCAAUAUACAACCUUAGGUGGCGUUUACUACUUUGAUGUAAUUGCUCUUCCACCUCAGUAUAAACAAGUGAACGGCUGGACCAUGGUGCAGAUUCUAGAAGGAGGAGUUCAAAUGUACCCCUACCCGCAGGAUUUAUCCCUUCUUAACCUCACCGGGAUGUCCCAGCAGGAGAAGGAAUUGGAGAAUGCUGCUCCCCCUGUUGCAGUGUCCUUUCGAGUACCUAAAAAUGUUCUCUUUUUUGAAGAACCUCAAGUAGCGAGAUGGGACCCUGAAGAUAAAACUUGGCGAAUGGACUCUAUCACCCAGAAGAUAUAUAACCCGGAGCUCCGGGACUUGUCCUUUAAGAUGGAUUCAUUUCACACAUUCACCUUGAUCCAAGAUUCGCACCUGAACAUGCCGUACGAGUCGUGGGAGCUGAGCCCUGGCGGCAAGAACCAAGUCAUGCUGGUCAUCGCCUCUGCGUUCACAGAAAUCCAGCUGGAAAUUAAGGAUGACCAGUGUAGGUUGACGUCGCUGUCCAGCGUAGACGGAGAUUUGACGCACAUUGUGGGGAAAUGGAUGUCUCCAACAGCUCUAAAAUCCACCAUGAGAGAUGCAGGACUAAACAUCUUCCCAGAAGAGGACUCUGCAAAAUAUGUCAUUGUCAACAAAAAGAAUGAAAAAGCUGAAGAAAUGGCGUAUAAAGAAAUGGCUCUUCUGUCUGCUUCAUUCGCCUUUGGAUGGAGCAAGUGGAAUCACAGCUGUGGGCCAGAGCAGAUUGUUCUCAAGGUUAAAGAAUUGUCCCAGCCCCCCACUUCUAGCGAUGAGAGCUGGUCUCUUUAUAUGUUGAAUUCUCAGAGGACGCAAAGACUGAAGAUGUCAGAAUCCAGCGAGACCUUUUCAGACGAGUUAUUUGAACACAGUGAACUUCACUCCACGCUGUAUCACAUGAUCAAAGAUUACACCAGCGUGGGAGCAGUGGAAGCUCUCAAGCACUCCCACCAUCUUUUUGUGGACUGUGUUUACCAGUUGUUAAGCAUGACCAAAGUAUUGACAUACUCUUAACAAUGACGACACAUUUAACAACUUUAUUAUUAAACACUCAAAUACAAUAAAUAUUCACACAAAUCACAUUCACUCACAAAGCCAUUAAGUGCACUAAAGGCCCAGACACAUAACCCUCCGUGGGACAGCGAUUAAAAAUUAUUAAAUCAAAGAGCUUAAAAAAAAAAAAAAAAAAAAACAA
Molecule: messenger RNA, 2395 nt
Organism: Pelobates fuscus (common spadefoot toad)
Lineage: Eukaryota; Metazoa; Chordata; Amphibia; Anura; Pelobatidae
Gene: DNAI7
Product: dynein axonemal intermediate chain 7
Exons: 14
Coding region: 1-2214 (737 amino acids)
Cellular component (GO): axoneme
Molecular function (GO): microtubule binding; beta-tubulin binding
Source: RefSeq, a predicted model, not a curated record